CAGGUCAGCUCAAACAUGGAGAGAGGAGCAGAGAGACAAAGAGGAGGUGAUAGGGAGGUGGCAGAGGAAAAAGGCUCGGUGGAGAGGCAGUGGGGGGAGGCUGAGGUGCUGGCUCUCAUGACAGUGUGGGACGAGGUGGGAGCUCAGCACGUAGCAGAGAGCAGAGCCACAUUUGAGCUGAUUUCAGAGCGUCUGAGGAGGCUCAGUGUUGUGCGCAGUUGGUGGGAGUGUCAGGCCAAGUGCAGGAGCCUGGGACUCCAGAGCAGGAAGCCAGACGCAGCAGCAGGCACCUCAGCAAACUACAACCCAGGAGUGGAUGCAAGGCCAGAGGACAGCUGGGAGGAAGAGGAGGAAGAUGUGGGUAAUCAAAGAGGAAUCUACCAUCCCUCAGUCACUAUCCCAAUACAGGAAGGUAUCAAGAGUCUAAUCCAUCAGACUCCUUACACUGCGAGUGUGGCUGAAGAGAGCGGGCGCCACUGGACGGACGAUGAGGUGCGAGCGCUGCUGUGCGUCUGGGCUGACCGGCACAUUCGGGAGCGCUUGAAGUGCACGCUACGCAACAAAUCCAUCUUCCAGGAGAUGGCUCGUCAGAUGCAGAGAAACUUUGGGGUGGUACGCAACUGGAAACAAUGUCGAACUAAAUACAAGAACUUGAAAUAUGAUUACAAGACUGCCAAAAGCGCUCACGCUGUUCGAGGCAGCGGCGCAGGAGGCCCGGGGAAAUACAUGAAGUUCUUUGAUGAGGUGGAGGGAAUUCUACUGGACCGGGGGCUGGAAAACGGGACCAUGGAGAUGCAGAAGAGGUUGUAUGAGGGAGAAAUUGGAGCAGAGAGGCAACAGACAUCGGCCUCAGAAAGUGAAGUUGUGAUUGAAAUUGACGAUGAUGAAAACAGUGAUGAUUAUGAUAUUGAUGGAGACAUGGAAGCAAGAUGGAGAGGAACAGAUGCCCAUCUUGCACUCACGGAUCCGUCCAGCUCUGAGCAGUUCCACGUGGUCACGGUGUCAGACACGGGCCGAAACUGGAGUGACCAGGAGGUGCGAGCGCUCAUUCAAGUCUGGUCCGAUGAGCGAGUGUGCAAACAGCUGGAGAGCUCGACUAGAAAGAGAGACAUCUUUGUCCAGAUCUCCAACAGGUUAAUGCAGCAAGGCAUUGAGCGGGACUGGAAGCAGUGCCACACCAAGUACAAAAACCUCAAGUACCUUUACCGCUCCCUUCAGAGAGGGAAGGGUGAAGAAGCUGACCCUAGGCGCCUUAUGAGGUUCUACGAUGAGGUGGAUGCCAUUAUGAAUCGCACAAGUGAUGGCUCACCACAGGAGAACACAGGAACUGCGGACCACCAGGCAGAAUCAGACAGACUCACGAUGUUGGGAGUCCGUGAGGAGAACAAUCAUGUAGAUGUGUAUUUGAGAAAGAUGAACGCAGUGACCACAAUGGCAGGAGGAACUGAGGACCGAGCAUGUGGUUCUGAUACGGUCUCAUCUAUGUGCUUCGAUGUGACACCGAACCACGAAGAACUGAGGCUGCAUGCACUCCAGGAGCUACGCUUUGAUCAACAGCACAGAUUAAUGAGCUCUUGUGAAACGCGUGUAAAGACAGAAGUUAUCUAUUCAGCAAACAGAAGGAUGAAGAGGAAAGCUGUGGAUCAAGACUUCACACUCCAGACACCAGUCAAAAAACAGGUCACUGGCUGUGAUAACAUGGAGGCUGGAUGUAAAGAAGAGCAGGAUCACAUCCCGAUAAUGAAGAUCAAUUCAGUCUGUUCAAUAGCCUCACCUAAUCCAUCCCCACAGAGAGAGGUAACACCUACUCACACAUGUGUUACAGUACAAAAAACAUGUUGCAACCAAGGUAAACUAAAGACAUUAUUCUUUAACAGACUGUAGGAGUUUAAAGACACGAUGCUGCUGAGCUGUGAGAAAAUCAGAUUAUACAGUUUAUUUCUGUUUUAUAAGAGAGAUUGUAUGUCAUCUUAUAAAAGCUGCAACCUCUUGUCAAUUAGUUUAACGACAGGAAAUUAUAUUAAGAACUAAUUGCACUAGUAAUUUUUCAAGAAAUGAUGCCAAACCAAACAUAUCACAUUUGAUAAUGUGUUGCUCUUCUGCAAUUUGAGUCUACAUAACUGUUUCGGACUUUUUUUUGUGGAAUUUAAAAAACACUUUGAAGAUAUCUGUAUGGGCUUGUUUUUCUUACUCUGGAAUUUGUAUAGACAAUACAUUCAACAGCAGAUCACUUAAUAGGUUAUUUGCACAUCUCCACAUCCGAUAGUAUUUUAGUGAUUCUGUUACCAAAUAUUUAGUUUGUGAUUAACUUUAUGUAGCUACUUAUAGUAGAUAUAUUACUGAUCACUUUGGCUAAGUUUACUGAAGAAAUGUUGACUUUUCAGUGUGGUAU
Molecule: messenger RNA, 2392 nt
Organism: Gymnodraco acuticeps
Lineage: Eukaryota; Metazoa; Chordata; Actinopteri; Perciformes; Bathydraconidae
Exons: 6
Coding region: 16-1884 (622 amino acids)
Source: RefSeq, a predicted model, not a curated record